Molecule: messenger RNA, 3223 nt
Organism: Nezara viridula (southern green stink bug)
Lineage: Eukaryota; Metazoa; Arthropoda; Insecta; Hemiptera; Pentatomidae
Source: the annotation of a GenBank genome assembly
CUGGUGUAGAAGUAGUUAGGGAGAAUCAGUAGAGAUGAGUGAGGUUGUUUCUUCUUGUGUCACCAAAUCAAACCCAUCAACUGUUUCUGACAGCCCGGUAACUGAUCCAGGAUCUGCAAUUAAGAAUGUGGAUUCUGGUGCUUCUUCAUUUGUUGGUCAGAGAAAACUGGAAUCGAAAUCAACCAGUGCAUUGAAAAAAUCAAGUAGGUAUCGAAGUCGUUCUUUGUCAGCAUCUUCUACUGAUUCUUAUAGUUCUGCAUCUUAUACAGGUAGUAGUUCUGAAGAAGACGAUGUUUCGCCAAGGCAAAGGCUUCAGGUUGCUUCUAGUGGAUUUUCAGAUUUCUGUGUCAAAAACAUAAAAGAACAUGCAUUUGGGCGAAGAGAAAUUGAAAUAGCUGAACAAGAGAUGCCUGGAAUAAUGGCCUUAAAAAAGAGAGCAGUUGAAGAUAAACCAUUGAGGAAUGCGAAGAUUGUUGGAUGUACCCAUAUAAAUGCUCAGACUGCUGUGUUAUUGGAGACUCUCGUUGAAUUAGGAGCCCAAGUCAGAUGGUCUGCAUGUAAUAUUUACUCCACACAGAAUGAGGUGGCUGCAGCUCUUGCAGAAGCAGGCUUUCCAAUAUUUGCUUGGAGAGGUGAAACCGAAGAGGAUUUCUGGUGGUGUAUUGACAAGUGCAUAAAUGCAGAAAAUUGGCAGCCCAACAUGAUACUUGAUGAUGGUGGAGAUGCCACUCAUUUAAUGCUCAAAAAAUACCCAGGACUAUUUAAAGCUAUUAAAGGGAUUGUAGAAGAAAGUGUUACAGGAGUACAUCGAUUAUAUCAACUUUCAAAAUCAGGCAAACUUAAUGUACCAGCAAUGAAUGUGAAUGACUCUGUUACAAAAAUGAAGUUUGAUAAUUUAUAUAGCUGCCGUGAAUCCAUUUUAGAUAGUUUAAAACGUUCUACUGAUGUUAUGUUUGGUGGAAAGCAAGUUGUUUUAUGUGGAUAUGGUGAAGUUGGAAAAGGUUGUUGUCAAGCAUUGAAAGGGCUAGGAUGCAUUGUAUACAUCACAGAAAUAGAUCCAAUAUGUGCCCUUCAAGCUUGUAUGGAUGGUUUUCGAGUGGUAAAGCUUAAUGAAGUUAUUCGUACAGUUGAUAUUGUCAUAACUGCAACAGGAAACAAGAAUGUUGUUACCAGGGAACAUAUGGAUAAAAUGAAAAAUGGAUGUGUUAUCUGUAAUAUGGGACACUCAAAUACUGAAAUUGAUGUUAAUAGUUUAAGAACUCCAGAUCUUACUUGGGAAAAGGUUCGUUCACAAGUGGAUCAUGUGAUAUGGCCUGAUGGAAAACGAAUAGUUCUUUUAGCUGAAGGACGCCUUGUUAAUUUAUCUUGUUCCAGUCUCCCUUCAUUUGUUGUCUCUAUCACAGCUGCCACUCAGGCUUUAGCGCUUAUUGAACUUUUUAAUGCCCCAACUGGUAGAUAUAAAUCAGAUGUUUAUCUGCUUCCCAAAAAAAUGGAUGAAUAUGUAGCAAGCUUACACUUGCCUACUUUUGAUGCUCAUUUGACAGAAUUAAGUGAUGAUCAAGCUAAAUAUAUGGGCUUAAAUAAAGCUGGGCCUUUUAAGCCUAAUUAUUACAGGUAUUAGUUAUACAAUUUGGUUUUCUGUUGUUAGAAAGCCUCCGUUCUAGGUAUAGAGAUGUCAGCCAUUUUCUAAAUUGCAUUUUUCAAUACAUUAUUAUAAUUGUUAGUUAUAUGUUGAUAAUAAUUUAUUUAUAGUACUAAUCCUUCUACAUUCCAUUAAUUUGUCAGAAAAAAAUAUUCAUUUGUUAUAAGUUUUCUUUGUUAGUCAAAUAUAUUUGUCAAGGGUGCCAUCUACUGUCCUAAGUGUUGUUUAUUUCUAAAUAUUUUAUUAUUUUUAAAAGUGUAAGUCUAUAUUCUAUAGAUGAAUAUUAUGUUACGUAUUGACCUAAUGAAUAAAAAUUUUAAUUAUAAGAAUGAUUUUUUAUAAACAAAUUAAGAAUUUAUGUUGUUUCCAAGACAAAAUUGAUCAAAUUUAGCCUUUAUCAUAAGAUUUGCAUACCACGGUUAGGACUCUAUAAUCUCAAGAACAACUAUCAGUAAGAGCACCAUAUCUUAGGUUUGCCUUUUUUUCAUUAACUACUCUGAUUUAUCCUAAACCUUUUGUUUGAUUCUUUUUGGAAUGUUUUUAAAUUAUGUUUCGUCUGUUUUGUACGUAUCUUAUUAAAGAAAUUGAAUAUUUAAUGGUUUUCAGCUAUUGGAGCUUUAUAAUAGGGACUUUCGCCAGUAUUUGACAUGCCUUUACUCUCAUAAAUUCAAAAAGAUAUAUUCAAUAUAACGGGUCUUAAAAAUGGGACCAUUCACUACUGUCUCGUUAAAAAAACUUAAAUUUUUUUAAAUAGUAUAUUUUGUUGAAUCUUAAUAGUUUGUGUUAAAAUAAAAUAAUUCUUUGCAUUCAUAUUAGAUAUUUUUGACAUUCUAUACCUCUCUAUAAUAUUAAAGUCAUCUACCUCAUUGGCUUAUAGCUCAUAGGGGUCUAUUUAAGAGAAUUUUCACUGUAUAUUUAUUAUUAUUUGUUCUAAUUCAUUUUAUUUAUUUCUUUAUUGUGGAAGGAUUAGUAGAGAAAUAAGUAGUAAGGAUUAAUCCAGGACAUAAUUAAUUAAGAACUUUGUGAUUUUAUGAUUUUUAUAUUGUGCUGUUUUCAUGUCCCAAAUGAAUUUUCUUUGUAACAGAGAAGUGUAUUACACAUUUAAUGUAUAAAAUUAUUUUACAAUAUCAUAUUGUUGGCUACCUGGAUUAUGGCAUUUUUACAUUUCUUUAUCUUAUCAGGGAAGAAAUAUAUAUUAAGACAGUAUUAACUGUAUUAAAUUAUGUGUAGUAUAGUGGAAAAGAUGAUAUUAUUUUUGUCAAGUUGUUAUAUGAAACAAAUGUGUAUACUUUUUAGUUAUAGUUCAUAUUCAACCUUUCUGAGAUCUGUGAUUUGUACACAUAGAAUCAAAUUAUCUUCUCAGGUGGUCAAUACUACAUAUUUUUGGCCUUAUUUGCUAUUUAAAAAUAUAGAAAUUAUAAUGAACUUUAAAACAUGAAUUUGUAAAUUUUUGUUUAAAUUUGUAGUGAUGUUUUCAGUACUGUAAUAUUUAAUUAUAUAUUAAAAUGUGUUCAUAAUUUAUGCUAAAAAAUAAGAAUUACAAUAAAUAGCUAGUUAAAAAAUAAAUGCAUAACUGUUUAA